Molecule: messenger RNA, 819 nt
Organism: Dendronephthya gigantea
Lineage: Eukaryota; Metazoa; Cnidaria; Anthozoa; Malacalcyonacea; Nephtheidae
Product: trans-aconitate 2-methyltransferase-like
Exons: 1
Coding region: 1-819 (272 amino acids)
Source: RefSeq, a predicted model, not a curated record
AUGGCAACGGUGUUGGACCCAAACCAAUCUAUACUCGCCGAGGAAUACUCUCAAUUUAACGACCAUCAAAUAAGAUCCGGGAAAGACCUAUUUUCAAGUUUAAAUGCAAAACAUGGCGAAGGUCUGAAGGUGUUAGACAUGGGCUGUGGAACGGGUGAACUAACCGCAUGUAUUGCAGACAUGCUUGGUGCUAAUAGCGAGAUUGUUGGAGUGGAUCCUUUAUUGGAUAGAAUAAAUAUUGCCGUGAAUAAAAAUCAGCGAGGAAAUCUCAGGUUUAUACAUGGCCAAAGUUCCAGCCAAUUUCCUCAUCAUAACGAAGCGUAUUAUGACAUACACUUCAGUAAUUUCGUCUUUCAAUGGUUGCAUCCAAUGGAGAAAGAGGUUUUCAUCGAUACAGCGUUCAGAGUUCUCAAACCUGGAGGAAGAAUCGCUAUUCAGAGCGUCGAGGAAAAACCCGAAAUUCUAUCUGCUGGGUUCAAACAUCUUCUCGGCGAUGGUUUCGAAGAGCAACGGGUCCCGGAGUAUUUCGCGAGGAAAUCAGAAGUCGAAGUAAUGUUAAAACAAGCCGGCUUUGUUAUCGUGUCCGCCGAAUACAAACCGAUUAGCAACAAAUAUGAGAAUUUGGCGCAUUUUCUGGCGUGGAUUCGCGCAACAUUUUAUAUCUGCGAGGGUAAAUUGCAAGAAAAUAAAGUUAAUGGUGGAUUCUUACAAAAGUUUGUCAAGGAGGAUGGAACCUUGACUAUGAUAGUACCCUCUGUCUAUCAAAUUAUCGCUCUGAAACUGAACCGCAAGACUCUAAUUAACACCAAUAGAUUAUAA